UCUUCUCAAUAAUAUAAACAAAUCCAAAUGUAUCUGUUAACCUAGUAGGGAUUGGUAUGGUAUACUUGACUUUUGCCCCUAAAAUAACUUCCUGAACAAACUGUAAAGUAGGACUACAACUUUUGUUUUGGAGGACUACAACAGGAAGUUCAGUAGAACUAUAACCCCCAUUAUCCACCAUGGUUUUACCGCAGCCAGACAAGCGCCAUGUGUGCCUGACCACAAUGGUGGUCAUGACCAGCAUGGCCUUUAUGGAUGCCUACCUAGUAGAGCAGAACCAAGGGCCCAGGAAGAUCGGGGUGUGCAUAAUCGUGCUGGUGGGAGACAUCUGUUUCCUCAUCGUGCUGCGCUAUGUGGCAGUUUGGGUCGGGGCCGAGGUGAAAACUGCCAAGCGUGGCUAUGCUAUGAUCCUCUGGUUCCUCUACAUCUUCGUCCUGGAGAUCAAACUCUACUUCGUCUUCCAGAACUACAAGGCGGACAGGAAGAGCCUGGAGACGGUGGCCCGCAAGGCUCUAACCUUACUCCUCUCUGUGUGCGUCCCGGGGCUGUACCUGGUCCUUGUUGCUCUGGACAGCAUGGAGUAUGUGAGAACCUUCCGGAAGAAGGAGGACAUGCGGGGGAGGCUGUUCUGGGUGGCCCUGGACCUGCUGGAUGUUCUGGACAUCCAGGCCAACCUGUGGGAGCCCCAGCGGACGGGCCUACCCAUCUGGGCCGAGGGACUGAUGUUCUUCUACUGCUACAUCCUCCUCCUUAUCCUGCCCUGUGUCUCCCUGUCUGAGAUCAGUGUCCAGGGGGAGCACGUCUCGCCCCAGAAGAUGAUGCUGUACCCUGUUCUUAGUCUUGUUACCAUAAACAUAGUGACAAUCAUGAUCCGUGGGGUCAACAUGGUGCUGUUCCAGGAUAGUAGGGUUUCCACAAUCUUCAUAGGGAAGAACGUGGUGGCCAUAGCCACGAAGGCCUGUACGUUUCUGGAGUACAGGAGGCAGGUGAAGGAGUUCCCUCCACAGGACCCUAGCAUGGCAGGUAUAGCAUUAGAGCUGCAGCAAGGGAACUCUGUGGGUCACAACCACGGGCACAACCAGACCUUGCCCAAUGCCACCACUAGCCUCCCUGACGAACCCUCACCGACCGAGGUCAUAGACACAUGACCCUUGCCCAUGGAUAGUUACAUCCCUUUCACACUGUAAUGCCGAGCGGAUCCAUACUGUGAUGACUUGGGUUUUUUCUUUCACACUGUAAUACCGAGCGGAUCCAUACUGUGAUGACUUGGGUAUUUUCUUUCACACUGUGCUU
Messenger RNA from Oncorhynchus gorbuscha (pink salmon), 1293 nucleotides. RefSeq names its product transmembrane protein 121Aa (gene tmem121aa). NCBI's taxonomy places the organism in Eukaryota, Metazoa, Chordata, Actinopteri, Salmoniformes, Salmonidae. The record is from RefSeq and is a predicted model, not a curated record. The coding region runs from base 180 to 1148 and encodes 322 amino acids. The transcript is spliced from 3 exons.